AUGAUGUCGGUCAUCGUGCGCGUGGCCGGCCUGUUCGGACUGAUGGUGUCGGAGCCAAAGACGGAGAUCAUGUGCAUGCUGCCAAAAGGGAUCGAGGAACACCCGUUCACGGUCAGCGCCGCCGGCCAGACGUACAAGCAGACAGAUCGGUUUGUGUACCUCGGACGUACCAUCUCCGCGGACGGGAAGGCCGACCGGGAGAUCACGAGCCGCAGCUGCCGGGCGUGGAAAUGCUACCGCAGGAACAGUGCUUCGAUGUACGACAGGCGACGGGCCGGUCGCCAGCUCAAGAUCCGGCUACUCCAGGCUGAAGCGGUGGAGACUCUCCUGUGUGGGUGCGCCUCAUGGAGCCUAGCAGCGGAGCACUACACGAAGCUCAAUGGGACCCACCGCCAGUUCCUCACACGGUGCAUCGGCUGGAGCAAGCGGAAACGCUCCGACCGCCCCCUGUCCUAUGCCCAGGCCCUCAUCCAGGCAGGCUGCGAGGAAACCAUCGAGGCCACCGUGCGCAAACGGAGACUGUGUUUCGCGGGCUUCGUCAUGCGCAUGGAGGACAGCCGCCUCCCCAAGCGCAUGCUGUUAGGAGCGAUGGCGGGGGGCGUGGGAUACCGGGGAGGGCAGGAGAGCGACUGGGUAUCCUGUGUAGGAGAGGACCUCGUGGCUUCAGCUUGGGAGACGAAAAGCAAGGGGGUAAAUGGAAAGAGAGCGCCAAGGACUCGGAGGUGGUAG
Ectocarpus sp. CCAP 1310/34 is the source of this 729-nucleotide messenger RNA. NCBI's taxonomy places the organism in Eukaryota, Phaeophyceae, Ectocarpales, Ectocarpaceae. The record is from the annotation of a GenBank genome assembly.